GCCAAACCCAGCCCUCUCCUCGCUCUCUCCCAGUGCCCCCCAACGUGUCCAUCUCGCUGGUGCCCCCCUCAAGCUCCCAGCCCGGCCCCGGCCGCCUGCUCUGCUCCGUGAUGGAUUUCUACCCUGCUGCCAUCCAGGUGAGGUGGUUCCAGGGCCAGCAGGAGCUCUCGGAGCACGUGGUGGCCACCGACGUGGUCCCCAACGGGGACUGGACCUACCAGCUGCUGGUGCUGCUGGAAACGCCGCCCCGGCGCGGGCUCAGCUACAGCUGCCAGGUGGAGCACGUCAGCCUGGAGCAGCCCCUGAGGCGGCACUGGGAGAUGCCGCCGGACGCUGCCCGCAUCAAGAUAUUGAUGGGGAUUGGGGGCUUCGUCUUGGGUUUCGUCUUCCUGGCGCUGGGGCUCGGCUUCUCCCUGCGCAAGAAGAGCUCCUGAGCCGGCGGCGGCCGCAGCCCCUCCCCGUGGGCUCGGGCCCGGCCGGGACCCCCCGCUCCGUCCCCGCUCCGUUGAUUUUGGGGGGGUCCCGUGUCCCCCCAGCCCCACUGGCGCUCUGCCCCCGCCCAGUGCCUGCUCCCAGUGCUCCCAAUAAAGCUUCCCAGUUGGACCCGGGGCCGUUUAUGGGGGGGCGAUGGGACGGAUUUGGCCAAAGGGAGGGGGACAAAGGGUGGGGGCUGGGCCCGGGGGGAGGGGUCGCUGCCCGCGGAUCCCGCAGUGCCCGGUGCGGGACGAGCUCCGUGCGCCGCUCCAUCUCCAUCCCCCGUGGGAGGAUCCACGCUGGAUAAUCCCGGGCGCCCCCCACGGUCAGAGCCCCCGUGCUGGGAACACACCUGGCUGGGGGUUCCACAUCUUCCUGGCCCCCCCGUGGACACCUCGAUGAAGGCUGGGAGAUCCCCGCUACUUUUCUUGUUUCUGCUCCUCUCCUCAUCUCCACCUUCUCUUCCCCCGGUUCAAUCGCUCCCCACCCACCGCCGGUUCUCCUCCCGCCUCCUUCCCCUGUUCUCUCUCGCAUCCCCCGCCCCUUCCUCAAUGGUUUCUUGAAGGGUCCAGUUCCAUCUUUCCUUGGCUACAGCCCUGAGGGCUUUUCCAGCUGACUUCACUACUGCACUCUCAGACUGAGAGUGGGGAAUCUUGGUGCUUGGUUUCCUCAUUCCAGCUGCCUUUGACAGGGUUUGUUUCUGUCCUCAGCUGAUUUACCCUCUGCGCUCAGCUCAGCCCUGAGCAGGACCAGCGCAGUUCCAUGGUGGGCACUGCUCGCUGGAUGGCCCCAGAAGUUGUGACCACAUCUCCUUAUGGCCCCAAGGUGGACAUCUGGGCCUUUGGCACUGUGACCAUCGGGAUGGUGGAAGGAGAACCUCCUUACUUCAGGGAAACGGCGGCCAUGCUCUUCUGGCUGUGACGAUGACCUGAAAAUGUGAAGCAAGUGCAUCAGGUCUAAUGUUAUCUUGCAAGAAAACCCCACACCAACCCUACAUCCUGCCCCCAAACCCAACAAGAUUUCUGCAGGAGCUUCUAAAAGACAUUUUGCAAGUUGAUCUCCCCCCUGAUCCUUCUCACUGGGAAACUCGUCCAAAACCUGAAGAUGAUUGUUUAACAUCCUCAUAGUCUAACAUGUUUCUUUCCUAGUCCAAGCUACUUUCUCUGUGUCACCAAGCCUGAGUUUUCAGCAUCACAAACCUCCUGGUCCUUGCCUGGCAGUUUCUGGGAUGGGGCAUCAGGAAUGCAUUUACUUGAGCGUCAGUGGCACUGCAGAGAUGCACUUGAUGUAAGAAUCCUCCAGACAACACUGACUCUGGAAAAUGGCCUGUAAAGCUGGUGUCCACAUUUGGAGAAGCAAAAUGUGCUAUUUCUGAUGGAGGUUCCUAUUGACAGAGUCAGCCAAUGCAACUGGCUCUCAAGGCGAGAUCAUUUGGAUGUUGCAGUGGCUGUGGCAGCCCCAGGGUUUGGGUUGUUUGGCUGGCAUAGCAAAAUGAGCUGUGAGCAGCAUCUGUGGCAGGGAGGAAAGUGCCCCUGGAGCUGGGGCUGAGGCCCGGGGUGGAUGUGAGCCCGUGUGGGUGUGAAGGGAGCUGGCAGAGCGCUGAGUUUGCUUUCCCUGCAGGCUCGCGCUCGGAUCCGGCAGAACGGGAGCCCGCAGCUGCAGCAGCCCCGGCGCCUGUCGGCUCUGCUGCGGGACUGCCUCGAGUGCAGCCUGGAGCCGGACGAGGAGCGGCGCUGGGCUGCCCAGGAGCUGCUGCA
This is a messenger RNA of Zonotrichia leucophrys gambelii, 2231 nucleotides long. Its product is annotated as class II histocompatibility antigen, B-L beta chain-like. Lineage: Eukaryota; Metazoa; Chordata; Aves; Passeriformes; Passerellidae. The transcript has 4 exons. The record is from RefSeq and is a predicted model, not a curated record. Bases 111 to 434 code for a protein of 107 amino acids.